AUGCAAGAGGAUGAAGAUGGUCUAUGCAUGAGGUUGAUCAACAGCAUCGAUUUCGACAAGACUACAUUGGGGGAGGUUGUAUCGACACUCUUGUUGUGGUGCUUUUCAAACAAGGAUAUAGAAGCUUCCGUCAUCACUAAAUACCUCAAUGCUGCAUUCGAUCAAUACCAUCUUACAAACUAUCAAAUCAAUCAACUCUUUCAAGCUCAUUCUUUAUGCAAUUAUCGGUCCUAUACAUCUACACCACCUUCUACUCCCCCUCCUCCUCCUCCAACUUCAACUGGCACAACUAUUAAUUUUAAUGUCAACAAGAAAGAUGAUGAUAUUACUGAAACUACAACUACAACCAAUACAGUAGCUACUACUACUAUUGAUACGGAAACAACACCUCCUAUUCCAACUUCACCAAACAGUAAAGAGUCAAUACCUUUAUUACCAAUUCUUUCAUUUGACAAAAUCAUUGAUGAUACUAAUACUAAUAAUAAUAAUAAUAAUAAUAAUAACUCAUUUGUAAAUACAACAACAACAACUACAAUACAAUUUAAUAAUAAUAAUACCAAGGAUUUAUAUAAUAAUAUAUUUUUGACUAAAUUAAAAUCGAUUAAAGAAUCUGCAACCAUUUUAACAAAUAUAACAAAGUAUUCAACACAAUUAAAAGAUCAUAUACAAACUAUGAUUGAAAGUUUUGGUGAAGAAGAAUUGGAACCAUACAUUAUCAAGAAAUCAUUAGACUAUCAAACCAAUUUAACAAAGUUUGCAAAUCAAAUAUUUCAAAUUUGGCCUCGAGAGGAUAGAAAUGCAAUAUUGGAAGUAAUAGAAUCAAUGAUUUUAAUUAAUAUUUAUGAAUUAUUAUUUCCAUUUAAUAUUCAAAAAGAUAAAGAGAUUAAAGAAUCAAUUAGAUUGAUACAAAAACAUCCAAUUGAUUAUUUAGAUACAGACUCUGAUAAAGUUAGUGCUGUUGAAUGGGAACAAGCCAUAGCAGAAUUGUCAUCGAUCAAUGUUUUUCAAACACCAAGAGACAAGGUUAUGUGUAUAUUGAGAUUCUCAAGAAUCGUAUCUCAAGGUCUCCAUUCUUCUGGUAAAUCAUUUGGUGCAGAUGAAUUUGUAAAUUGUAUAGUGUAUAUUUUAAUUAAAUCAAAUCCUGCUUAUCUUUAUUCAAAUAUGAGAUCAAAUGAUUUAUUAGUAUCAGAAGCAGAGUAUUAUUUUGUAUCGAUAUCAUCGGCAAUGAUGUUUAUCGAAAGAAAAUAUCAAGAAUUAAAAAAUGUUGAAAUUGAUGAAUCCUACAUUGACAGUUUAUCAUCAUACUCUCAAUCUCUUCGUCUCUACAACAACAACAAUAUCAAUGAUGAAAAUGAGACAACUACAAAUACUUUAGAUUCAACAAAUACUUAUCCUUCUACUUCAUCAACAUCACCAACAAUGAAUGAACUAAAAUAUUCUUCUUCUUCUUCAAUUGGAAUGGAACCAUUAUUAAAUGAUGAAAACCCAAUUCACAAAGAAGUUAUCAAGACUGCAAAUGAAAUAUUGGCCAAACUCUUAUCGAUUGCUAUAUCAGAGGGUUCUUAUGACUCGAGAAUAAGAUCGGCUCUAUUGAGGUUGUCAAUGAUUGUUAGCCCCAAGGAAGAGGAUGGUUUACCCUUUUUUGCCAUUGAAAUGGCAGUUGGACAGACACUAUUUGACGAAAAGGAAAGAAAGCGAAUCAACCGAGGUAUUCUCAAUGUUUUUGAGCGAACCACUUCAAAUCAUCGUGUACUAAAGGUGGCUGUUGCCACUGUAACAGGUGGCAUACUCCUUGCAGUGACUGGUGGAUUGAUAGCUCCUGCCCUCGGUGCACUCCUUCAUCUUAUAGGAGCAAGUGCAACUGUCUUUUCAGCACUGACAUAUGCAGGUGUUAGCGGACCGACUCUAACCAGUCUACUCUUUGGUACCGUCGGCAGUGUCAUGUCUGCAAAUCGUGUCUCCAAAUCAACUGCAGGUCUCGAAAGAUUCAGAGUCAACAAAAUACAUGAAACAUUUGGUCUUCAUGUAGUUCUUGGUGCAAUUGGUUGGAUUGAAAAUGAACCUCCUACAAAUACAACAACAAAUACUAAUAAUAUAACAGACAAAAAAACAGAUAAAAAGAAUAACAAAAAAGAAAAAGAAGAAGAGAAAAAGAAGAAGAAAAAUUGA
Cavenderia fasciculata is the source of this 2169-nucleotide messenger RNA. RefSeq lists its product as uncharacterized. The record is from RefSeq and is a predicted model, not a curated record. Gene Ontology annotation, biological process: vesicle-mediated transport. Bases 1 to 2169 code for a protein of 722 amino acids. The transcript has 3 exons. NCBI's taxonomy places the organism in Eukaryota, Evosea, Eumycetozoa, Acytosteliales, Cavenderiaceae. Gene Ontology annotation, molecular function: guanyl-nucleotide exchange factor activity; small GTPase binding. Gene Ontology annotation, cellular component: cytosol; endocytic vesicle.